This is a messenger RNA of Chondrus crispus (carragheen), 126 nucleotides long. RefSeq lists its product as hypothetical. Bases 1 to 126 code for a protein of 41 amino acids. NCBI's taxonomy places the organism in Eukaryota, Rhodophyta, Florideophyceae, Gigartinales, Gigartinaceae. The transcript has a single exon. The record is from RefSeq and is a predicted model, not a curated record.
AUGAACAUAGAUAUCUUCUUGUUUUACUUAUUUUCGAUAUUUGCUUUAAUGUCUUCAUUGAUGGUUAUUGGUUUAACAAAUGCUGUUCAUUCCGUACGUUUGUUUAUUUUUCACCAAAUGUUCUAG